This is a messenger RNA of Dentiscutata erythropus, 431 nucleotides long. The record is from the annotation of a GenBank genome assembly. Lineage: Eukaryota; Fungi; Glomeromycota; Glomeromycetes; Diversisporales; Gigasporaceae.
GACAACGUCCACAAGUAAAAUGGCAAAAAUCAACAGGAAUUAGCACAAUUAAAACACAUUUUAGAAAAUAUCAUGUAGAUAUUUAUAAUCAAAUAGAGUUAGAACUUAAAAAAAACAAAACAGUUCAACCUUAUAGAAUAGAUAAUGAAGCAAAAAUUAAACUCGUCAAAGAUCUUAGUUUCGUCGAACUUAUUGAAGAACUUGACGAAUGGUAUCGAUUACCAUCUCGACAAACUAUAUCUAAUCAGAUCGAGGCAAUUUAUCAAAAUCAAAAAUUGUUAUUAAAAAAUUUUUUAAAAACAAUAAGAAAAUUAGCCAUUAUAACCGAUUCAUGGACGGCUUGCAAUAAUAGUAAUUAUAUGUCCAUAACACUCUAUUGGAUUAAUGAUAAUUGGAAUGCACCCCUGUUAAAGAUGAUCAUACGGGAUUAA